AUGAGCGAGGAGGCGAAGCUGGAGGCCCUGCUGCUGUGCCUGGACGCCGCCUUCCGCGCAGGGGGGGCCCCCAGUACCCUCGAACUCGCGGGGGCCCACCCCGAGUGGGGCCCCCACGACAAAGUCGUGGGCCUUUGCAGGGCCCUCCAGUCCUUAGGAUAUGUGGCUUUGACUUUGCAAGAAAAGACUCUGUGGGCCCUCACGGCAGAGGGCCAGCAGUACGCAGCCCGCGGCAUGCCCGAGGCCAAUUUGCUGCGCUGGAUGCACCAAAACCCCCGCGCAGCAGCGGCCGCAGCUGCGCAACUAGCAGCAGCAGCAGCAGCAGCAGCAGCAGCAGCGACUGCUGCUUCUGUAGGGCUCCCGCAGCAGCAGCAGCGUUUCCAGUGCCCCUCACAGCAGCAACGGCCGCAGCAGCAGCAGCAGCAGCCGCUGCAGCAGCGCCCCGCGGCCCUGCGCCGCCCCCCUUUCGCCCAGCAGCAGCAGCAGCAGCAGCAGCAGCAGCAGCAGCAGGUGUUGCGGGCGUGUCUUGUGCAGGAGGAGGGCUACUCUGCUGCGGAGUUGAAGCAAACUUUGGGAACUGAAGGAGAAUUGGGACUUUCAAAUGCUUUAAAGGUUUGCGCUUGUGCUGAUUCUUUAGAGCUGAAGCCCUACAACUUCUUUGCAUGCGGCACGCGGCUGCGACGGGGGGCCCCCCACCCGCUGAUGCUUGUCCAGAAGCAGUUCAAGCAUGUUCUCACUUCCAUGGGGUUCGAGAGCCCCGAAUGCAGCCACCCUGACCAACUGCCCAAGUCCUUCGUUUCCGCCGUUCAGCAAAUGCACGAAAGCGGCGGCGGCGGCUCCACGGGCUGGAGAUACACCUGGUCGCUGGACGAGUCGCUCAAAAAUGUUAUGCGAACACACACGACUUCAGUCUCAGCCCGCAUGCUGUACCAAAUGGCGGAGGAGUAUAGAAAAGUGGAAGGAGUCGUGGCCGGCGAAAACCUCUCGCUGGGGCACCUCAUGGGUGUGAUCCUCACAUUCUAUAUUGCCAUUGGCAUUGAAGAGCUGAAGUUCAAGCCGACGUUCAACCCUUACACCGAGCCAUCGAUGGAAAUCUUCGGAUACCACCCGGGGCUUAAGCGGUGGAUAGAAGUGGGGAACAGCGGAAUGUUCCGCCCCGAGAUGUUGGGGCCCAUGUGUCUGCCUAGUGCAGAGGGAGUGUUCAGGGUCUAG
This is a messenger RNA of Eimeria necatrix, 1212 nucleotides long. Its product is annotated as phenylalanyl tRNA synthetase isoform, putative. The transcript is spliced from 8 exons. Gene Ontology annotation, molecular function: ATP binding; tRNA binding; aminoacyl-tRNA ligase activity. NCBI's taxonomy places the organism in Eukaryota, Apicomplexa, Conoidasida, Eucoccidiorida, Eimeriidae. Bases 1 to 1212 code for a protein of 403 amino acids. The record is from RefSeq and is a predicted model, not a curated record. Gene Ontology annotation, biological process: tRNA aminoacylation.